UUCAACAAUCCAGUCGAUAAAUUCUGAGUCGGGCACAGCAAAUUUUCAAAUAUUUUACCCCAAAAAAUUUUCUGUAAUUCCAUUUUUGCAAAUAUUUCGGCUGCACACCACCACCACCACAAUCCCCCCCUUUACACAUAUACACUUUAUACUUAAUUCGCCCCCGAACGAAUACCUGAAGACCCAAGAUGUCGGACAAUGCAGCAGUUACUGGCGUUCUUAGCGCCCUGCUCUGCGGCGUUACUGGCUUUGGUUUCUACAAGAUGGCACCCCAGGAGCAUCCGUAUGCUUUUACAGCCUGUGUGAUUGGCUUCUGUCAUGGAUUUCUGGGCCUAGUGGCUGUCGUCGCUGGCGAGAGUGAAAGCGCGAAUAGUGCCAAGGAGACGACGACGGCAAUUAUGGAAAUAGUGCCGUUACCUCUGGUCAACAUCGAGCUAUUCUUUAUGUCCGAGAGCAACAAUAUAGCACUCGGUCAUGGCCUCUUCAUUGUGCCAAUGGCUGUCGACUUGCUCCUGAGCCUGUUCAAGGACGAAGGUGGUGACGAAAAUGAGACGCGCGAGACUUUAAAGAAUCUAACCAUAUUGGGAAAUAUCACGGCCCUCCUAUAUCUGGCCAUUAAUGAGAGCAACUGGAUAUAUGGUGGCAUGGCCGGUCUCGCCUUCAUCGCCAAAUACGGUGCGAUGUUCAUUGAUAGCCAAUCAGAGGGCUCCGGACCACCAAUCACAAUGCUUGCGUAUACGGGCUUCUUCUACUGCACGGCCAUUUCGAUGGGUGGGGACGCAUAAGAGGGCUGCAUGUGGCGGAUGACUGUCGUUCUGGCAACCGGAUCCAUACCCUCCUAUCUGGUUGCCAUCAUUUCCACUCACAAGACAUCAAAACUAUACAAUUUGAGCAGCGCAAUUCAAUUCUUUUCUAUUCCACACUCGAGCACACAUUCCACGGAUAACAGCAUGGACGAGCAUGUUGAUAAAUUCCAUAUAUAUACAAAUACAUUUAUACAUAUAUAGCACAUACAUACAUACAAACACAUGGUAAACAUAAAUAAAUAAGAGAGAGGCGAAAUUUAAAA
Scaptodrosophila lebanonensis is the source of this 1069-nucleotide messenger RNA. RefSeq lists its product as uncharacterized. The transcript has a single exon. NCBI's taxonomy places the organism in Eukaryota, Metazoa, Arthropoda, Insecta, Diptera, Drosophilidae. The coding region runs from base 189 to 785 and encodes 198 amino acids. The record is from RefSeq and is a predicted model, not a curated record.